AUGUACUCUGCUACUUCAACACCAGUUAGAACCCCUUCCAAAACAACAAUUUAUAACGACUCUUCCUUUUCAAGUUUGAAUCACGUUUCCAAUAUAAAUAUUAAAAACUCGAAUAACUUUGUAAUUUCGAGGGUGAACUUUAGUUAUGAAACAGUGCGACAUAAAAAUAAAUUAUUUGAAGAAGAAUUUAUUAAUUAUGUGAAUAGUGUGAGAAAUAAUUUGUCUUUAAAAAAACAACAAUGGCAAAUUACUUUUUCUGCAGAUAAAGGAACCAGGUCGCAAUUGUAUGAACAAGUCAAAUUAACUGAAAAAAAACAGAAGGAUGACCUCGCGACAAAAGAAAAAGAGAAAAGAGAUAUUAAUAAGAUUCAAUCAGAGAUUUCGGAAUUGAAACGCAAAAGAGAAACUAUAAAAGAGCAUGUCAGUAAUUGGAGGAAUCAAAUCGAGAAUCUGAAAAGAGAUAUUCAAAGGCGACGUGAAAUCAAUAUGUCAAAAAAACAAGCUUUACAAGCACAACUUUCAAAGAAUGAACCAGAAUUAAAACGAUAUGCGGAUAAAUUAGCCUUCACGAUGAUUGGAAUGAAAGAUCAUGUCUUUCAACCUUGCAGUGAUUCAUUUUUUUCACAUCUUCCAACAAUUGUUGAAAACAACAACUGGCUUGAAUUUGCCUACCAUAUUCCCUUGACAGAACAUCAAAAGCUUUACAUUCGUAACAGCUACAAAGACAUUUCUAAGAAUGCUUUAUCAAAGGCUAACCCAAAUCGUCGCAAGUAUUCCAUUAUCAGUGGAACCCUGGAAUUGGAAAAUCUGUUUCUCUUUUAUAUCUUUUGGCAAUUGGUGAAGAAAGGAAAGCACCCAACUGACAUUCCUGGAUUUCCUGUUAAUGCCUGUUGUCAUUUUGUUAACUACCCUUCAAAGGAAGAAUUGGAAGUUAUUGCAUCCUUUUAUUUAAAUGCAGCUGAGAUUUAG
Molecule: messenger RNA, 969 nt
Organism: Funneliformis geosporum
Lineage: Eukaryota; Fungi; Glomeromycota; Glomeromycetes; Glomerales; Glomeraceae
Source: the annotation of a GenBank genome assembly